AUGUCGUACCUCGUUCUUCUUCAAGCAAAGAAUAUUUUCCUAACCCCGUACUCCAUUUUUUCCACUUUGAAGUUAAUAAAAUUGUAUAACCCUUUGGUAAUACUUCUUUUCAAAUUUGUCCUUCUGGUCUAUUCGAGAAAGUACAACAAAAAAAUAAUCAAGCUGACCUUUUCUCUUAUGUACGUUUGCGCGUACAUGAGUAUGUAUGUCUUUGUUCGGCCUGACUUAUCCAAACUUCGAACGCUUAAUGGGUACAUAACGAAAUACAUACACAUUAGGUAA
Messenger RNA from Plasmodium knowlesi strain H, 282 nucleotides. Its product is annotated as conserved Plasmodium protein, unknown function. The transcript has a single exon. The coding region runs from base 1 to 282 and encodes 93 amino acids. NCBI's taxonomy places the organism in Eukaryota, Apicomplexa, Aconoidasida, Haemosporida, Plasmodiidae. The record is from RefSeq and is a predicted model, not a curated record.